UCUUUAAUCAGAGGGGAAACAGUGAAGGGCAAAUAAAAAAGGGAAAAAGAAAAUUCAAAAGAAAAGCAUUUACCAAAAUUUCCAGAAUUCGAAGGAAUGGGCCCCCCCGUUCACCACAAUCAAGUACUCUAUUUAUAAAUAUCCCCAGAUUUUGCCUGUAAUUGCAUCGUCGUCGUCUUCUAUAUCUCUUUUGUUUUUCCAGUCAAAACCUAGGACCUCUCCUGCCGAUUUUCGAUUCAAAGUUUGAAUCUUUGUGUAUACAAAGAUCUAAUCUGUUUGAAGUUGAAGCCUAUAGAAUAGAUCUGGGAUCUGGGAUCUGGGAUUUCGUAUGGUGGUGAAGCAAAAGUGGUUUCUGGUAGAUGGCGAUGGUAGCUGAGAAGGAUCCGGAUUCAGAUUCGGUUGAGAUUCGGGAAGUGUGGGAUUAUAAUCUAGAGCAGGAGUUUGCCCUGAUCCGGGAAGUGGUGGAUGAGUAUCCGUACAUCGCCAUGGACACGGAGUUCCCCGGCGUGGUUAUCCGGCCGGUGGGCAACUUCAAGAACAGCUGCGACUACCAUUACCAGACGCUCAAGGACAACGUGGACAUGCUGAAGCUCAUCCAGCUGGGGCUCACCUUCUCCGACGAGGAAGGGAACCUGCCCAACUGCGGUGGGACCCACAACACCCACUGCAUCUGGCAGUUCAACUUCCGGGAGUUCAAUCCCAACGAGGAUGUGUUCGCCAACGAUUCCAUAGAGCUGUUGCGCCACAGCGGGAUCGACUUCCAGAAGAACAUCGAGAAAGGGAUCGACGCCAGGCGGUUUGGGGAGCUGCUCAUGUCAUCCGGUGUGGUGUUGAACGAUAAUGUUCAUUGGGUUACGUUCCACAGUGGCUACGAUUUCGGCUAUCUUCUCAAGCUCUUGACUUGUCAAAUGUUGCCGGAUUCGCAGCCUGGGUUCUUUACAUUGAUCAACGCUUAUUUCCCGGUUGUGUAUGAUAUCAAACACUUGAUGAAGUUCUGCAAUAGCCUCCAUGGUGGGUUGAACAAGCUUGCAGAGCUUUUGGAGGUGAAGAGAGUUGGGAUUUGCCACCAGGCUGGGUCGGAUAGCUUGCUCACGGCUUGCACUUUCAGGAAGUUGAAACAGAGCUUCUUUAGCAGCUCUGUGGAGAAAUAUGCAGGUGUAUUGUAUGGUUUAGGUGUUGAAUCAUCAUCAUCUUCUUCUUCUUCUUGACAGAAUGAACAAGACUAAAAAGUUAUUUUAUAAAACCUGUGAAUACCCACAACACACAAAAAAAAAAAAAAAAAAAAAA
Ipomoea nil (Japanese morning glory) is the source of this 1287-nucleotide messenger RNA. Its product is annotated as probable CCR4-associated factor 1 homolog 7. The record is from RefSeq and is a predicted model, not a curated record. Bases 360 to 1208 code for a protein of 282 amino acids. Gene Ontology annotation, molecular function: nucleic acid binding; poly(A)-specific ribonuclease activity. NCBI's taxonomy places the organism in Eukaryota, Viridiplantae, Streptophyta, Magnoliopsida, Solanales, Convolvulaceae. The transcript is spliced from 2 exons. Gene Ontology annotation, cellular component: P-body; CCR4-NOT core complex; CCR4-NOT complex.